AUGUUCUGCGGCGGCGCCACGCGCAUCAAGGAGCACCUCUGUGACAAGUGCACCGACGACUCCCCGGAGUUCCUCGCGCUCAAGGAGUCGCUUCUGGGCGCGAAGGGCGAGAAGGGCAAGACGCUGGCGGCCAAGCGCGCGCACGACGAGGUUGCCGACUCUGUCGCCGCGGGCGAGGCGAAGGCCAAGGCCAAGCUUGGGCAGAAGAGCAUCCAGUCCUCGAUGUACUCCGGCAAGUCGGAGGCGUGCGACAAGGCGAUCGGAGAGUUCUUCUACGGCCUCAACGUCGGGGCGAGCAAGGUGUCGCACCCGCUCUUCAAGGACCUCGUCGAGGCGCUCAAGACCGCCCCCGCCUCCUACCAGCCGCCGACGCGCCAGCGGAUGCUUGGUGACCUCCUCGAGAAGACCACCGACACGCUCAAGGCCGAGGAGCGGCCGGUCCGCGGCGAGGUGCUCAAGUACGGCGGAAGCAUCAUAUCUGAUGGAUGGGACGACGUGAACUCGUCGCAUCUCAUCAACGCGGUCGCCAAGCUGCUCAUCGAGCAGAUCACGCGCAUCGGCCCCCCCAUGGUCGUGCAGGUCGUGACGGACACGUGCUCCGUCAUGAAGGCUGCGUGGAAGCUCGUGGAGACCAAGUUCCCGUGGAUUACGUGCACGUGCUGUGGCCCGCACGUGCUCAACCUCUACCUCAAGGACCUCGGCAAGAUCGAAGAGGUCGCGGCGGUCAUCAAGAAUCUAACAAGAAGUCCAACGCCAUCCUGA
Emiliania huxleyi CCMP1516 is the source of this 762-nucleotide messenger RNA. RefSeq lists its product as hypothetical. The record is from RefSeq and is a predicted model, not a curated record. The transcript has 2 exons. NCBI's taxonomy places the organism in Eukaryota, Haptophyta, Isochrysidales, Noelaerhabdaceae. Bases 1 to 762 code for a protein of 253 amino acids.